UGUCGUUGGACGUUGGACGUAACGCAGCAAAGUUCCGGUGAUUCGGUGAGUGUGCUCUUUUCAAACAUGGAGAGGUUAUUUGUUUGAAAUAAUAUGUGGGAUUUAGGAUAUCGGAGUAUCGCCGCGUUAGCAAGUGUGUUGAGUGGGUGUGUGUUUCUGUACAACGUUUGGGGGCCGAUUCUCGUUCUGACGAUUCUGCUUUGCCUCACUGUUUACGCGUGCUAUUCUUUGAUCGUAAACGACAGCUCAUUGUCGCCGCACGCGUCUUUUCUUUUCGAUUAUUGUGUGCACGUCGCUCUUGAAGUUCGUACACAUUUCGAGACUAUCGUCGAACAAAUUUAUCGGUGGUCACGUACAUUUUGGGAGACCGCGAAACGUCGUUUUAUCGAGGUGUACCUAACCAAAAUCGGGAUGGAAAGACGUCGUGGAACACAUUACCAACUCAGCACCGAUCCAUAUCCUACUAGAAGGAACUCGUCCAAGUUCGAUCCUAUAGCUCAACUCAGUCCGAUUUCAAGAAACGUACACGAAUCAAAUAUGAACGAAAUGGUUCGAUCUAAUUCGUCGUAUGCCCGCAAUUCUCUAACCAAGCUUGCUAGCACGCCGCUAGUAUUCUCACAAAACAAGGAGGAGUUUGAGAAUCAAUUGUCCGAGGAAACUUCAUCCCAAAGAGUAUCCUCCGUAUAUUCUCAGUAUGAUAAUUCAGUACAGGGGGAAGAAGCGUCGUAUUAUCCUUUGGAAGGAUCUCCAUGGGGUACUACUAUUAGUCCAAAAGCCCGUGCAACAACGAACAAGUCGUCUCUGUCGCCGAGCACACCUUUAUCUUCUAGCAGGUGUAACAUCGAUGCAAGAGUUUAUCGUGACGUAACUUCUCCAGGACUCGCAACUAGACUAACAAAGUAUGCCGCGGAAGCGAGCAACAGAUUGAAUCGUCAGUCCCAGUAUCACGUGGGGCAGAGUCCUAAAAUAAAUCUUCAGAGCAGUCCUGUUCCGUUGAUAAACGCGAAAUGCGUGAAAACAAGAACACCGGUGAUUGUCAGAGUAGCUCCGCCGGAUACCGUUUGUUAUUCACCGCCUGGAAAACACAAAAUAUUGUCGAAUUUAUGCGACGUGGACGACGGUCUUGGAUCGGGAAGUAUCCCCUAUGGACUCAAAGAGACGUCGUUGAAGAGACACGCCGAGAGAGAGGACGUUGCUUUCGAUUUGGCAAAAAAGCAACGCACAGGCGGCAUUUCCGUGAACGAAAUCGAGACGCAGGACGAAACCAAACAGAAAAGAGGUAGAGAUGAGUCCUCGAAGUCGGAAGAAGACAUCUCGCCUCAAAACAAAACCGUUAGACCAGCGAAACGGACAAAGACACCGUCUUGCUAUGAUAUCUUAAAUUCGUUUAGUUCCAGUAAAAACGUAGCUUCCGGGAUCAAAAGAAAGGCCAGAGAUCUUUCGCGAUGCGGAACGCCCGACUUUGAAAAGCAUUUCAAGUCGCUGGAAUCUGUGGCGAAUUUCAGCGCGCAAACGUUAGCAGAGGCACAAAACACGAACGUCAAAUACCGUGAACACAACGAAUCAAUGGAAAAUGUACAACCGAAAGGCCGGAACAUUUUGGAUCGUGUAGAGGGAAAACUGUCUCCUUUGAAGGGAAUUUUAAAGCCUAGCUCAAGGUCUUUAGAAAAGGAUUCCCGCGAUAAAGAGAAACGGUAUAGCGGAGAAGCCCGACCCGCAGUGACGGUUCAAGGAACGGUCGUCUCGGUAGAAUCGGCUAAAUUGGCCAAUAAAUUGUUCAUGAGAGCGGAACCGGAGAGAAAUGAAAAACUGAGAAUGCUCGUUGAGGAGCAGGGCAACAUUAGAGCGAAAUUCACUACGGACGACGUGGAAGAGAUCAAGAAAGAGGAUAUAGCCGACAUGAGACAGACAAGCAUGAAGGCAAGACUUCAAAGUAUGUUCGACGCGAUAUCCGGCAAAGCGACAAGUAAAAUUAACCCGGACGUUGUAAUUCAGGCGGAAGAAGUAAACACCGUGAAGUCCGCACCGUGUCAAGCAAGUUGCGUCACUUUGAAUUCUUCAACGACUACAACGAACGCGAAUACUACACCUAUCUCUACGUCAGCCAUCGUUCCAAGUUCUGGAAUCAAAUCGCCGAAACACGUGGCUUUCGAGCUCCCAAGCAACAAGGAGGCGGUGUCGGAUUCGAAUGCGUCGACUGGCAAUGUUGCCGAAAGAAAAAUCGAAAACGUUCCAGUUUCAAAUCCUACUUCGGUACUAGCUGGCUCAUCCGGAAUCGUGUUUACGAAUACUUCUGGAAACACGAUCCUUCCAUCUGCCACGGCUAAUUUGAACUCGACCACGGGACAUCCCGAGGUUCGGAGUUUCAACCCCGGCGUGGCUACGACGACGAACAACUUUGUUCCGUCGACCGCAACUACUUCGAUGGCUGCCCGGGUGACACCCACGGCGAAUCUGAUCAGAGGUACAACCAGUGUUACGUUCUCCUCUUCGAGUGUUCCAGCGAGUACGACUUCCGUGCUUGCUAAAGCUAAAACGAGCGGCUCGCAAGCGCCAGAGAAAGUUUCGCCGAUGUCGAACACUAUGCCCGGAACCAGCAACAACGCCGCGUUUUCGAUGACGCAUCCGAGUGCGUGGAGCGGAGCGUCGACUUCAGGUUCCAACGCGGGAAACAAGGAACAAAACAUACCCAUAUCCAGUAUAUCAACACCCAGAAUAUCCCCGAUCGCACCUACUACCAUAGCAUCGACUACCAUGGCAGCACCGACUUCGUUGUUCAGCUUUGGAAGUAAAGACAGUGCCGCGAAGACCGAAGCUGGUUUCGUAUUUGGCUCGAGUUUCGGUGGAAACAGCUCUAUCUCUGUUUCCUCCUCCGCCACCGCAUCCGCCUCUGCCUCCGUCUCCGUUGCCGCCGCCGCCGCCGCCGCCGCCGCCUCCACCUCCGCUAUCGUUCCUAUCUCCAAUCCUGCGCCUGUUCUGCAGAGCAAUCAAGGUGUUUGCGAUACAACAAAGUCCGAAGCAAUCUCUAUCGAAUCUAAUACGAAUCAAGCGAUAUCACGGUCCAAUGUUGCAACGACUGUCGGUGGACCGACAUCGGCGUUUGAUUUGUCGUCGAACGUGAAAACUGCAGCAUCCCCGUUCGAAUUGACCAAACUUCCAAACUUCUGCUUCGGAGCCAGUUCCCCUGGCGCACCCGGUAACAGCAACAAACCAGGAUUUUCUUUCGGCAACGUAACAACGACGACCGUCGCGACCAACGUAUCGACGGGAACAUCGAACGCGACGCUAUUCGGUGGCGUCAAUAAUAACUCGAGCAAAUCAACGUUUGGAAAUUCGACGAACAAUAGCAACGUCGGCAGCAGCAGUUCGCAAUUCAAUGCGAACGCCGCUUCGAUAUUUGGGAAUAUAACCACGACAUCGGUUGGAUCGGUGUUCGGAACAAUGCCCGGUCAAGCGAUAUUCGGUGCUUCGACCGCUAACGCAACAACCGCGGCCGUGAACGCGGACGUGGCCGCAACGAGUACCGCAAGUACCUCCACCCGAUCUCUGUUCGGCUCGAACUCGGCCACAACUUCCACCGAUCCUACGCCAAUAUUUUCGAACAAACCGGCGUCUGGAGCAUCCUUGGGAAUGCCGAACUCGAGUUCCGCUUCGAUCUUUGGCUCCGUUGCGAAAGCAUCCACUUCCGGAGGGACCGGAGCGACCGGAGCGAGUGGCAACGUCUUCUCCAAUACGAGUCCAACGUCCGCUUUUGGAACACCGAGCAACAUCUUUGGUCAAACGAAAUCUCUGGCGGACAACUUGAAAAGUACAACGGGAACGUUCUCGAGUACCUCGACGCCCGUGUUUGGAUCGCCAUCGAUUACCGUGGCCACAUUUAGUAGUCCCGCGUCUAUUUCGAGCAACGCGACUCCGUCGAUUUUCGGUUCCGUGAUCGUUUCCAGGAGUGCAACGGAACCCUCGUUCGCCGCUACAUACGCCGCAUCCCCUGUCUUUGGAUCUCAAAACAACGUCGCUUCUAAAGGGCAAAAUACCGCAUCUCAUACCUUCGGCGGUGGAACCAGCAUAUUCGGCACAGAACCAACCACGACCGCAUCCGCAAUCACACCCGCUUCUGUAUCCGCAUCUUCGAAUACGUCCGCAGCUCCCGUAUUCGGAUCAGCUAUCACCUUGGCCACGCCCGCUCCCGCAGCAACAUCCACUUCGGUUCCUUCUUCCAUCGUUAUUUCCAGCGUUAUUUCCACCAGCGCAUCCAAUGCGUUCGCAGGACAAAAUACAACAUUCGGCGCAUCCGCUAACGCUUCUGGGACGACUCUUGGUUCGAGCGUUGCUUUCAGCCAGAACAAGGCGCCGGCAUUUGGUCAAGCCUCUUCUCCGUUUGCCACGCCGAACGUGUCCACGACCGUGUUUGGAUCCGGAAAUGCGAGCAACGCGAACAACAACGCCGCCAGUGUGUUCACUUUUGGGGCGAAUUCGAACCAAAAAUCGCCGCAGCAGCCAGUCGCCAGCUUCGCCUUUAAUAGCAGCGGUAAUAACUCGAACAACAACAACAACAACAAUAACAAUAACAACAACAACGCCGCCGCUUCGUCCUCCUCACCGUUUCAGUUCAACGCGUCCACUCCGAAACAAGGGACCACAGGCUUCAACUUCUCUGCUCCAUCGGCGACGCCAACCAUCAACUUUGGAACAACGAGUACACCGACAUUCAACGCGUUGAUGCCUGGCAUGUUCAGCAUCGGAAGCGGCUCCACCGCCCCAAGAUCCAGAAGCGUUCGGACCAGAAAGCCGAGAUGAUGAAGAAUGUGAAUCUGUUUGUCGAGGAUUCGAGAAGCAACUCGACUCGGCUCCGUUCCGUUCUUUCUUGUUCGCUUCGCUCCAUCUGUAUUUCCAACGAUACCAAGGAUUUACCAGAGUCUACGCGUAGAGUGCCGCGUAGUUCCAAACGGAACCACUUGCUCGUUCAACGACUGGUUGUCGUUUCAAAAUACAUUUUUCGUUACCGUUCAAAUCUAUCCAGUUUACACGGACGUGCACGUCCAAACGAUUCUUUUGAUUCGCAUUUUUGUUUUACAUUCUGCUCCGCACAACCCGCGUGAUCGAACAGUGAGCCACACGUACGGUAUGACACACACUACGUACGUGGAUUUAUCUGGUAUUUUAGAUAAUUUUUUCAUUUAACGUUUAUCGUUCGUCGAUCGAAAGCAAUGUUCAUUUUUAACCUUUAAUUGUUCACAAACGGACGAAUCAUGACAAAUUUUCUGUUUGCGAUUGUUAGCGCGAUUUUUAACGUCUCAUCGAUCGAUUCCGUACUUGUAGAAUGUAAUAAAAUAUCGCCAAUGAAAUCGGUGUAGUCAACGAUGGACAUCGGUCGAGCAACAAGCGUAAUUUUAACGCCGACGAAAUUCUUACAUUUUAUUACCCGGCGUCGCGGUCCCCUCGCGUUCGUAUUCGGACUUACUCCGUCGAAAUGUCCAGAUAUAACGACGUAACGACGUAACGACGUUCCCCAGACGAUAGCAGCAAAUAGAACAGCUGCUUUGUGUUUCUCAACAGCGAACGAACGAGAUUUUCCGGUCGAUCGAAGAUUAUUGUAAAAGAUAUGCACACACACACACACACACACACACACACACACACACAGUUAUUUUCUUCUACGCUUCAACGAGGCAGAUGUAUUUUCGAGUUAUUGUACAGUUUAAGAAACGUCGGAAAUACGAACGUUGACGCUUUUCGAGUAAAGUUUCGUUUUACGUUUA
Molecule: messenger RNA, 5759 nt
Organism: Megalopta genalis
Lineage: Eukaryota; Metazoa; Arthropoda; Insecta; Hymenoptera; Halictidae
Source: RefSeq, a predicted model, not a curated record